Messenger RNA from Lycium barbarum (goji berry), 581 nucleotides. RefSeq lists its product as uncharacterized. The record is from RefSeq and is a predicted model, not a curated record. Bases 139 to 450 code for a protein of 103 amino acids. Lineage: Eukaryota; Viridiplantae; Streptophyta; Magnoliopsida; Solanales; Solanaceae. The transcript has 2 exons.
AUAUAUAGUCUCAUGUUACUCGCGAAACUUUUAACCCAUCUCUUCUGUAUCUAGCAUCUAUAAAAAGUCAUUCAUUCAACAUAAAAAAAGAAAAAGAAAAAAGUACUUCCUUAUUUAGUCCAUUUUUGAAUCUCAAGAAUGAAAAAUAUCAAAAUCCCAACUCCAAUCUUCCUUAUUCUCCUUUAUCUUCUUUCAGGCAUGGUGGGAAAGGUGGAGGUGGAUGGAUGCUAUGUAGAUGCAAUAACAGGGGGUUGUCCAAAUCUAAUGGAAUGCGUUGAAACAUGUAGGCCAUGCUAUCGAGAGAUUGGAAAAGUGUACCCAACAUGUAUAAAGCCAGACCCUUCAUCUGGGAUAUUAUAUUGGCGUUGCCGCUGUGUAAUGACUGAUGGAGCACCUUGUCCACCCCGUGCACCGCCUCAUUGUCCUAAAGAUCCUCCCUUUGCUUCUUAAUUAAGUAGUACUAUAUGAAGACAUCCAUGAGUGAAAGACGAGAAAAUAUUUCUGUGUUUGAAAUAUUUGAAUGUGUAUUCACCAAUUAAAUAUUUUAAUGUGUAUCAAUAGAUACAGCCACCAAUUAAUUU